UAAUUUACCUUUUUUUUCAACAAGUGCGUGGUCUUUUAUUUUGACAGUAAGUAUCCGGCUGGCUGUUCUUUGCUCGAGAGCCUCAGAGGCAUGAACCGCAGCAUCUAGCAUCCCGGUGUUCCUGACGGUGUCCCGGGAACAAGACUGAGCUAAGACGUCGGGCCACCUGCUGCGGAGGUCAUCAUGGGGGAACUGUUCAGAAGUGAAGAGAUGACUUUGGCUCAGCUCUUUCUCCAGUCCGAGGCAGCCUAUUGCUGUGUCAGCGAACUGGGGGAACUGGGAAUGGUCCAGUUUAGAGACUUGAAUCCAGAUGUGAACGUAUUUCAGCGGAAGUUUGUGAAUGAAGUGAGGAGGUGUGAGGAGAUGGACAGGAAACUGAGGUUUGUUGAGAAAGAGAUCAAAAAGGCUAACAUCCCGAUGGUGGACACUGGAGAGAAUCCGGAGGUUCCUUUUCCAAGGGACAUGAUCGACCUGGAGGCCACCUUCGAAAAGUUGGAGAAUGAACUAAAGGAAAUCAACACCAACCAAGAGGCUCUGAAGAAGAACUUCCUGGAGCUGACUGAGCUGAAACACAUUCUGCAUCGAACACAGCAGUUCUUUGACGAGAUGGAAGACCCCAACCUGCUGGAGGAGUCCUCCGCUCUGAUGGAGGGAAGUGAGGGAGGUCGUGGGGCGCCACUGAGGCUUGGGUUUGUGGCCGGAGUGAUCAGCAGAGAAAGAAUUCCUACCUUUGAGCGGAUGCUGUGGAGGGUGUGUCGUGGUAAUGUGUUCCUGCGGAAGGCAGAGAUUGAAGACCCUCUGGAGGACCCCACAACGGGGGACCAAGUUCACAAGUCGGUGUUCAUCAUCUUCUUCCAGGGUGACCAACUAAAAAACAGGGUGAAGAAGAUCUGUGAGGGGUUUCGUGCCUCUCUUUAUCCGUGCCCAGAAACCCCACAGGAAAGGAAAGAGAUGCUGGCAGGAGUCAACAGUCGCAUUGAAGACCUCCAAAUGGUUCUGAACCAAACAGAGGACCACCGGCAGCGAGUGCUGCAGGCCGCCUCCAAGACCAUGCGUGUGUGGUUCAUCAAAGUGAGGAAGAUGAAGGCCAUUUACCAUACACUCAAUCUCUGCAACAUUGAUGUGACCCAGAAGUGUCUGAUUGCUGAGGUGUGGUGUCCUGUUUCAGACCUCGACUCCAUCCAGUUUGCAUUGCGCAGAGGAACGGAGAGAAGUGGCUCAACGGUGCCAUCCAUACUGAACAGAAUGCAAACCAAGCAGACACCACCUACCUUCAACAAGACCAACAAGUUCACAUCAGGCUUCCAGAACAUCGUUGAUGCCUAUGGGAUAGGCAACUAUCGGGAAAUAAAUCCAGCUCCCUAUACCAUUAUAACCUUCCCCUUCCUGUUUGCUGUCAUGUUUGGGGACAUGGGCCACGGUCUUCUGAUGACUUGUGUUGCCCUGUACUUGGUCAUCAGAGAAAGUCGCAUCCUUGCUCAGAAGAGUGACAAUGAGAUGUUCAACAUGGUGUUUGCUGGUCGCUACAUAAUCCUUCUGAUGGGCAUCUUCUCCAUCUACACUGGCCUCAUUUACAAUGACUGCUUCUCAAAGUCCCUGAACAUGUUUGGUUCUGGCUGGAGUGUCAGACCCAUGUUUAGCACCAAAGGAGCUAACUGGUCGUUUGAGACUCUUGAUAGAAAUGCAGUUCUGCAGUUAGAUCCUGCUGUUCCUGGUGUGUUCGGUGGGCCUUAUCCUCUUGGAAUUGACCCAAUCUGGAAUGUUGCCACCAACAAGCUAACGUUCCUGAACUCGUUCAAGAUGAAGAUGUCGGUGAUCCUUGGCGUUACCCACAUGCUGUUUGGAGUGUCCCUCAGCCUCUUCAACCACCUGUACUUUAAGAAGCCUUUGAACAUUUUCUUGGGCUUCAUCCCGGAGAUAGUCUUCAUGUCCAGUUUGUUUGGCUACCUGAUCCUGCUGGUCUUCUACAAAUGGACAGCCUAUGAUGCUAACACCUCUAAAGACGCUCCCAGCUUGCUCAUCCACUUCAUCAACAUGUGCUUGUUUAACUACAAUGACCCAACCACCAAGCCCCUCUACAGUGGACAGAUGGGGAUCCAGGUCCUGCUGGUGCUGAUUGCCCUGGCUUGUGUUCCCUGUAUGCUGAUUGUGAAAACCAUGGUGCUUCGACGCCAGCAUCUGUGGAAAACACACAUGUCCCAGAAGAGGGAAGAAGCCCCUGCAGAGAAUCUAGAGCAGUCUUUAGAGCAAACAGGGGUGACCUCAUCAUGCACCGGACUCACCCAACAGGGCACGCAGAAGUUCGGAGGAGUGCGUGUGGGCAACGGACCCACAGAGGAUGAGGCUGGCAUCAUGGACCACGACCAGCUCUCUCAGCACUCUGAUGAGGGAGAUGAGCACUCAGAAGAAGAGCCGUUUAACUUUGGGGAUGUAGCUGUCCACCAGGCCAUCCACACCAUUGAGUACUGCUUGGGCUGCAUAUCCAACACGGCCUCCUACCUGCGCCUCUGGGCCCUCAGCCUUGCCCAUGCACAGCUGUCUGAGGUGUUGUGGUCCAUGGUGAUGCACUUGGGUCUGUCCUCCCGGAGCGGAGGGGGGUUCUUUGGAUUGUCCAUCAUCUUCUCAGCUUUUGCUGCUCUAACUGUGGCAAUCCUGCUCAUCAUGGAGGGGCUCUCGGCGUUCCUGCAUGCCCUGCGUCUGCACUGGGUGGAAUUCCAGAACAAGUUCUACUCGGGCCAGGGAUUCAAGUUUGUCCCGUUUUCCUUUGAGAGCAUCAUGGAGGGCCGGUUUGAUGAAUGACCCCGAGGUCCACAGGGAGCCCGCGGAUUCCUCAGCCGUUCAUUCAUGUGUAUGUGUUGUGUUUACAUGGUCUAGUAACCCCCCGGUGGUACUUAGUGAACUAGUGUGCAUGAGCUCGUUGUAACUCUGUUACUCUGGCCCAGUCUCAACACUCACACCGCGGACGUCGGCUACGUGCACUAGGAGGAAGUGUGCACUGAGACAGGGAGCGCUGCCUCAUCGAUCACAACGCAUGCCGGGCUGCUGGUGGCUUUUUCAGAAACCUUUAUUAACAACUUUUAAACAAACAGCCAAACAGUUCUUUGAAAUAAAUUUGCAUUCAUUGCUGCUUCGUCUGAAACACUCAGAGCAUCAACUAAUCGUCCUGAAAUGAACUAAUUUCAUUAGAAAAUACACGUUUUCACAAAAGGAACUUGAACCUUUUCUCCCGCAGCAGUGAAUUGUGGGUAAUACCCUCGACCGAGGAUCGCAUCGCUUUGGACUUGGGUGAAGCGCAAAUUAAGGGUGCAAUGAGGGCGUGGUCAACUUCUGCACUUGAGAACCGAGACACCCUACGCAGUCGCACCGCUGGCUGGGAACGCACGAAUAAAGGGUGCGAGUGUGAGUGCUGGGACUGGGCCUGCGUCUACCCCCCCCACAGACGCUGCUGCUCUAAAACAGUGUUGUAUAUCGUGUUUACAUGACUUUAUCCGCCACAUACGUCACACUGUUAGUACCCAGUGUAAUUGAUGUACUUACACACACACACACACACACACAAUAAAGACUACGGUCCACAGCAUUCCACACACACGUUAGCCCUGACCUACCUGUAGGUGUUGUUUGUGACGUGAUGACUGCUGUUAUGAACGGUGACUUAUAUCUGGUAAUAAAGAGGAGACCUGCGGACAUA
This is a messenger RNA of Nothobranchius furzeri (turquoise killifish), 3691 nucleotides long. Its product is annotated as V-type proton ATPase 116 kDa subunit a 1. Gene Ontology annotation, molecular function: ATPase binding; proton-transporting ATPase activity, rotational mechanism. Gene Ontology annotation, biological process: vacuolar acidification; proton transmembrane transport. The record is from RefSeq and is a predicted model, not a curated record. Lineage: Eukaryota; Metazoa; Chordata; Actinopteri; Cyprinodontiformes; Nothobranchiidae. Gene Ontology annotation, cellular component: vacuolar proton-transporting V-type ATPase, V0 domain; plasma membrane; vacuolar proton-transporting V-type ATPase complex.